Molecule: messenger RNA, 354 nt
Organism: Yarrowia lipolytica CLIB122
Lineage: Eukaryota; Fungi; Ascomycota; Dipodascomycetes; Dipodascales
Source: RefSeq, a predicted model, not a curated record
AUGUCCAUGGUGUACUCGUUUGUCGACAUAGAGUCGUGUGUGACUCAGCGAGAGGUAGUCAGUGGUACACUGCUUUCCAGGCCACAGAGCAUAUUCUCAGGUCCAAAUUGUGCUCUCGCAAGCCGUGGAUGGAGAAAGGAGAUCCAAAACUACUGGGCUGAUUGCGUCUUGGUGUUUGUUCACCGUCUCUCUAGCACAAUGGAUCCAGGUCCUACAACGCCUAUCACAAAGACACUAGUCGGAGCAGAACUAGAAGAUGAACUACUUCACUCAGACUUUGUUUGUUUGGCGGACCAACCUGCGCUGAUUGAUGUGUUUACGACAACAGAGGAAGAAUACACCCUGAAUCCAUGA